AUGGGUUUUGAAGCUGUUCAACUUUUUCAUAAAGUUCCAACGAAUAUAUUAGAUGAACGUGUUUAUAUAUGUGUCUUAAAUGCUUGUGCUCAUGCUGGACUUAUCAAUGAAGCUCGUCAAAUCUGCGAAAAGAUUCCAUUUAAUCAAAGAACGGAACAAAUUUAUACUACAAUGGUCGAUACUUUUAGUCGUGUUUUUCUUUUUGAUCAAGCACAAAAAUUUAUUGAUGAAUUUGAAAAGUCUCAUCAUCCUUCAAUUCCAAUGUAUAUGUCAAUGCUCUCAUCUGCUAGGAAUGCAAAGAAUGCUUUAUUAUCACAAAAGAUUUUUGAUCGUAUUCAGUCAAAUUUUUCCAAUGUUGAAAAUUGUAUUACACCAGCAACAGUUCUUCUUGCUAAUACAUAUGCUUUAAGUGGUAAUAAGUCGAUGGCAUCAAUUAUUCGAACAAAAUUAAGUCAAACAAUUACGAAAAAAGUUGUUGGUUGUUCUUGGACUGUUGUCAAUAGAAAAGUUUUUAAAUUUCGAGCUCAUGAUAGAUCUCAUCCAUGUUCACAAGAUAUUUAUGCAGAAUUAGAUCGAUUAGAAAAAGAACUGAUCGAACAUGGUUACAAAUAUGAUGAAUCUUGGAUAGCACGACCAUUAAAUAAUGAUGAAACUGUUGAAUCAGUAUUAUCUGGACAUAGCGAACGCCUUGCUAUUGCUUAUAAUUUGAUUCAACGGCCAACUCCAACUCGUAUUCAAGUUGUAAAAAAUUUACGUGUUUGCGGCGAUUGUCAUACAUGGACUAAGUUGGUUGCUAAAACUCGUCGAUGUUUGAUAGUUGUUCGUGAUGCUAAUCGUGUGCAUCAUUUCUAUCCUAAUGGUGAAUGCUCAUGUCAGGAUCAUUUUUGA
This is a messenger RNA of Rotaria sordida, 888 nucleotides long. The record is from the annotation of a GenBank genome assembly. NCBI's taxonomy places the organism in Eukaryota, Metazoa, Rotifera, Eurotatoria, Philodinida, Philodinidae.